Messenger RNA from Callorhinus ursinus (northern fur seal), 2064 nucleotides. Lineage: Eukaryota; Metazoa; Chordata; Mammalia; Carnivora; Otariidae. The record is from RefSeq and is a predicted model, not a curated record.
AUGGCGGGUCCGGGAGCUCCGUCGCGGCCUCCCCCAAGCGGCGCCUCACCGGCCGGCCUGUCGCGGCGCUCGCCUCACGCAGGGGCCCGCGCCCGGCCACAUCGCCUCCCGGGGACUUGCCGGGUUCCGCUCCGCUCCCCCGCGCCGCCGCCUCGACCGCUGCACCCGCAGGAGCCCACCGACCACGGCCGCCGCCUCCGGUUCCGCGGGUUCCGCGAGGAGCGGUGCAGGGAGCGGGAGGCGCAGCGAUCCGAGCGGAGGGAGCGGCGUGGGGGCAGCGAGCACGGCGCGCGCGCCCGUCGCCGCCGCCGGAGCCUCGGGGCGCGUGCGCGCGGCGGGGGCGGGGCGCACAACCUCUGGAUAACAGUCCCUGAGAGAGGAGAAGGGUAUGGAGAACAGAAGCAAGGAAAACUAAAAGGAGCCGGAGACCACUCAGAAGGUGGAAUGUUGAGUGAGUGAGGCUCUGGCAUCUCUCACGUCUCCUGCUUCUCCGAGGUCACCAAGGCCGACCGGAGCCACCUCUUGCCAGAAAGGAGAGAUGAGCUUCUGAGCGCUCAGUUCACAGGAGGCGCCCUCUCCCCCCCCCCCCCCCCCCCCCCCCCCCCCAAAUUGGCAAGCCUGGGCCUGGGCUGGCCAUCCCAGGGUCACUGGACUAGGAUGGGGGAUGGGCCUGUGCAGGAGGUGCCCUGGGUGUCCUCUUUCGGCCCCAUGGAGUCCUCUCCCAUCCCCCAGUCAUCAGGGAACUCUUCCACUCUGGGGAGGGUCCCUCAAACCCCAGGUCCCUCUACGGCCAGUGGGGUCCCAGAGGUGGGGCUGCGGGACGUGGCCUCGGAAUCUGUGGCUCUCUUCUUCAUGCUCCUGCUGGACUUGAUCGCUGUGGCUGGCAAUGCCGCUGUGAUGGCUGUUAUCGCCAAGACACCCGCCCUCCGAAAAUUUGUCUUCGUCUUCCACCUCUGCCUGGUGGACCUGCUGGCCGCCCUGACCCUCAUGCCCCUGGCCAUGCUCUCCAGCUCUGCCCUCUUUGACCAUGACCUCUUUGGGGAGGUCGCCUGCCGCCUCUACUUGUUCCUGAGCAUAUGCUUUGUUAGCCUGGCCAUUCUCUCGGUGUCGGCCAUCAAUGUGGAGCGCUACUAUUACGUUGUCCACCCCAUGCGCUACGAGGUGCGCAUGACGCUGGGGCUGGUGGCCUCUGUUUUGGUGGGCGUGUGGGUGAAAGCCUUGGCCAUGGCUUCUGUGCCAGUGUUGGGAAGGGUCUCCCGGGAGGAGGGAGCUCCCAGCAUCCCCCCAGGCUGCUCACUCCAAUGGAGCCGCAGUGCCUACUGUCAGCUUUUUGUGGUGGUCUUUGCUGUCCUUUACUUCUUGCUGCCUCUACUCCUCAUCCUUGUGGUCUACUGCAGCAUGUUCCGAGUAGCCCGAGUGGCUGCCAUGCAGCACGGACCGCUGCCCACCUGGAUGGAGACACCCCGGCAACGCUCUGAGUCUCUCAGCAGCCGCUCCACUAUGGUCACCAGCUCGGGGGCCCCCCAGACCACCCCGCACCGGACGUUCGGAGGAGGGAAGGCUGCAGUGGUCCUCCUGGCCGUGGGGGGACAGUUCCUGCUCUGUUGGUUGCCCUACUUUUCUUUCCACCUCUACGUUGCCCUGAGUGCUCAGCCCAUUUCGACUGGGCAGGUGGAGAACGUGGUGACCUGGAUUGGCUACUUCUGCUUCACUUCCAACCCGUUCUUUUAUGGAUGUCUCAACCGGCAGAUCCGGGGGGAGCUCAGCAAGCAGUUUGUCUGCUUCUUCAAGCCGGCUCCAGAGGAGGAGCUGAGGCUACCUAGCCGGGAGGGCUCCAUUGAGGAGAACUUUCUGCAGUUCCUUCAGGGUACAGGCUGUCCCACAGAGUCCUGGGUAUCCCGACCCCUCCCCAGCCCCAAGCAGGAGACACCUGCUGUGGACUUUCGAAUUCCAGGCCAGAUAGCUGAAGAGACCUCUGAGUUCCUGGAGCAACAACUCACCAGCGACAUCAUCAUGUCGGACAGCUACCUCCGUCCCGCCCCUUCACCUCGACUGGAAUCAUGA